CCAACUGUAUUUGUUGCACCGCUGCAGUAUUGGGUCAGGUGUGUGUGUGAAACGACAUCGUGGGCGCUGAAGGACGGUUCGCAGAUCAGAGACAGUGUGAAGAUAAGGCUGGAAUGUCGUGGAGGAUAAAUAUGAUCACAAUCUUGUCCAUGUUAUGGACGCUGCAAGGGGUGUGGUGUGACACGCCCCUCACAUUCACGUCGUCAUGGCCAACCGGACACAAAGGGAAACUCUGUGUCCCCGUGAAUAAGGAACUACACGACUGGCGGAUACAUAUCGUGUUUAGUGACCCUGUGUCGAAAUUGGAUGUGUUCGAAGCGGAAGUUGUUUCAUCGCUAAACAAAGACACGGAAUACAUCAUCAAGAACGAGGUCUGGAACGGCGCCGAACAUCCGGGCGACCAGAUAUGUGAAGAGUUUAUUGCGCACACAGACAGCACUGUUGCCAGUCUUUCUGGACGUGCAUUCCUGGAAGGAACAGGGGGAGGUGUUUCUGGUCAAACCUUGCCUCCUGGCGUCUCGGGAACAAGACCCUCACUGACAUUACCACCUGCAUCUGGAACAGAUCAUACGGGAGGUGGAACUGCCAAAUACGACUACGAGAAAGUUUUAGGAUUGUCCAUUCUAUUUUAUGACGCGCAACGAUCUGGUAAACUGCCGGCAAAUAACCCCAUAUCCUGGCGCGGAGACUCUUCCUUGACUGACAGAGGUGAAGACGGUAAGGACCUGACCGGGGGCUGGUAUGAUGCGGGUGAUUUAAUGAAGGACAACUUUCCUAUGGCUUCGGCAACUACCAUAUUAUCCUGGGGUUUCCUGAAAUGGUCGGACGCUUACAAGAAGGCUGGACAAGAAGAUAAUAUGUACGACAUGAUUAAGACGCCGCUGGACUAUUUUCUGAAAUGUUGGAAUCCGACCAAGAAGGAAUACUACGUGCAGAUUGGAGAGGGCAGCCUUGACAGCAGUUAUUGGGGAAGACCCGAGGACAUGCCACCAAAUCAGAAGGCUUUCAAAGUAACCGCCGCAGCACCCGGAAGUGACGCAGCUGGGAUCACUGCUGCUGCCCUUGCAGCUGGUUCAAUGCUAUUCCUCUCCAAAGAUCCAAAGUACUCGACGACAUUGCUGGAUGCAGCUGUAUCCUUGUACAACUUCGCUAAAACCUACAAAGGUAUCUACAGCAAGAGUAUUGCUCCCGCUGCAGCGGGCUACCCGUCCAGUGGCUACAACGACGAACUCUGUGUGGCGGCUAGUUUGCUGUACAAAGCAACGAAGAAAGACAGCUAUCUCGUUGAUGCCAAGGGUUUCCAUGUUGCCAGCACCUCCUGGGCACUGUCCUGGGAUGAUGCAAUUGUGGAAUGUCAGCUCAUGUUGUACGAGCUGACGAAUGACGCCAGCUACAAGACUGAGGUGGAGUCCUUCCUGACGAGCUGGAGACCCGGGGGUACUGUGACCUAUUCCCCGUGCGGUCUGGCGUUCAGGAGCAAGUGGGGGUCUCUCAGAUAUGACGCAAACGCUGUUUUUGUUGCCCUGGCUGCCGCUGAAGACGGAAUCCAUCCACUUGAGAACCGACAGUGGGCUUUGAGUCAAAUUAAUUACAUGCUUGGUGACAACAAACAAGACAUGAGCUUUGUUAUCGGAUUUGGGACCAAGUAUCCCUUACAGCCUCAUCACCGAGCGAGCUCUUGCCCUGAUCCACCUGCCACAUGUGAUUGGAACGCAUUCAACGCUCCGGGUCCUAAUCCCCAUGUCCUGAAGGGGGGGCUGGUUGGAGGCCCGCUUGGUAAUGACUCUUACGUAGACAAGAGGGGCGACUACGUCCAGAAUGAGGUUGCUGUUGACUACAACGCCGGGUUCCAGUCUGCAAUUGCAGGCCUCAUCCACUUGACGCUGAGCGGAGAUCUACCGCCAGCUCCAACUGCCAAAUGCUGACGAUUCCUUUACGGAUUUUAAUUAAUUAUGUAAGUCCUUUACUAACAUAAUGUAUGGUAAGGAAUAAAGACUCAAGUUGAUCGUG
Molecule: messenger RNA, 2010 nt
Organism: Haliotis rubra (blacklip abalone)
Lineage: Eukaryota; Metazoa; Mollusca; Gastropoda; Lepetellida; Haliotidae
Product: endoglucanase E-4-like
Biological process (GO): carbohydrate metabolic process
Molecular function (GO): polysaccharide binding; hydrolase activity, hydrolyzing O-glycosyl compounds
Source: RefSeq, a predicted model, not a curated record